This is a messenger RNA of Brassica oleracea var. oleracea, 2147 nucleotides long. Its product is annotated as U-box domain-containing protein 35-like. Gene Ontology annotation, biological process: protein phosphorylation. The transcript is spliced from 10 exons. The record is from RefSeq and is a predicted model, not a curated record. Lineage: Eukaryota; Viridiplantae; Streptophyta; Magnoliopsida; Brassicales; Brassicaceae. Gene Ontology annotation, molecular function: protein kinase activity; ATP binding. The coding region runs from base 1 to 2103 and encodes 700 amino acids.
AUGGCUGGAAGAAGAGUAAAAGGAAAAGACAGCAAAGCGAUUACCGCCGUAGCCAUUGACAAGGAUAAAAACAGCCAACACGCCUUGAAGUGGGCCCUUGAUCAUAUCGUGGGCGAUUCACCAAACUGUAUCCUCCUCCAUGUUCAAACCAAAUUGAGAAUUGGUGAAGGAGAGAACACAGAAGCACCACAUGACAACCAAGAAGAGGCUCAUAAGUUCUUCCUUCCCUUUAGAGGAUUCUGUGCUAAAAAAGGGAUUAGAGCAACUGAGUUGCUUCUUCACGAUAUUGACAUCGGAAAUGCAAUUGUUGACUACAUCAACAAAAACUCCAUUGCAAAUAUAGUCAUUGGAGCCUCUGCACGAAACACCUUCCUCAAGAAGUUUAAGAGCGUAGAUGUGCCAACGACUCUACUUAAAACAACUCCAGAUACAUGUUCUGUCUACAUCGUGUCUAAAGACAAACUCUUAACAAGCAGACAAGCGAGUAGGCCUCAGACGCCUCAACACAAUCCCCAGCCUUCAAAACAACAAUCAUUACUCUCUAUCUUGUCUGAUCCUGGCCCUACAAGCUUCACUUCCACUGAAUCUGGAAGGUCAUCUUCUGCAUUACCACCUACACGUCAUUACAAGCCUUGUCUUAAUAUGAGUUCUCCAGGAGAGUUAAGCAAUGAAUUGUCUUCCAACCGUCACAGUGUUGAAUCGAAUGCGAGUUUCUACAGCAUCCUAGGACGAUCCACCUAUGGAGGAAGCUCCCACUCUUCCACAUCCAUGUAUGAUAUAACCGAUGGAGACGAAGAAGGCCUAUCUGGGGGUAACAUCACUGAACAAGAGAAUCAAAAUCUUGAACUAGAGGUGAGGAGAUUGAGACUCGAACUGCAACAUUUUAAUGCAACCAUGGGGAGAGACACUGCCCCUCAUCAUCAAGCUGCCCCCGAAUCCGAAAAGCUGGAGGAAACAAAGGUAGCAAGAGAGAUGCUUAGGGAAUUAUCUGAGAUGGAUAAGCAGAAAACACAGAGUGCCAUCCACGCAAACGAAGCGGCACAGCGUCUUGCGGAAAUCGAGAAGCAGAAGAGAAGACUUGUGGAGAUGCAAGCCAAGUUCAACGAACAGAACAUGUCCAACACCGUAUCCUACAGACGGUACAGCAUCAAAGACGUCGAAGACGCAACCGACGGCUUCUCAGACGCUCUAAAGAUCGGGGAAGGAGGGUACGGACCCGUGUUUAAAGCCGUUCUUGAAAACACUUCCGUCGCCAUCAAGAUCUUGAAGUCAGAUGUCUCACAAGGCCUUAAGCAGUUCCAACAAGAGGUUGAGGUUUUAAGCUGCAUGAGACACCCUAACAUGGUGAUCCUCCUCGGUGCUUGUCCCGAGUACGGAUGCCUUGUGUACGAGUAUAUGGAGAACGGGACGUUGGAAGACCGUCUCUUCUGUAAAGACGAUACUCCGCCGUUGUCUUGGAAGGCACGGUUCAGAAUCGCUGCUGAGAUUGCCACGGGGCUUUUAUUCCUUCACCAGGCUAAACCUGAGCCGCUAGUGCAUCGAGAUUUGAAGCCGGCAAACAUUCUGCUAGACGGGCAUAUGAUUAGCAAAAUCAGUGACGUUGGUUUGGCUCGGUUGGUACCUCCUGCUGUUGCUGAUAGCUUCACCCAUUACCACAUGACUGCUGCAGCCGGUACGUUCUGUUACAUUGACCCUGAGUACCAGCAAACGGGAAUGCUUGGAGUGAAGUCAGACUUGUACUCAUUUGGUGUGGUGCUUCUGCAAAUCCUCACAGCGAUGCCAGCAAUGGGAUUAAGCCAUAGAGUAGAGCAAGGGAUCGAGAAAAAUAGACUGAGAGAAGUUCUGGAUCCCAGAAUAUCAGACUGGCCUGAAGAAGAGACGCUGGUGCUAGCUCAACUGGCUUUGCAGUGCUGCGAGCUGCGGAAAAAGGACAGACCUGAUCUUGCUACCGUUCUGUUGCCUGCACUGAGCAAGCUAAGAGAGUUUGCAACAGAGGAUCAUGAAGUACAUAGCUCUGGUAGGACAUCUUCUGUGUCACGUGCUCACAACUCUGUUCCUCGUUCACCAAUAUCUUCUUCCUCUCAGACAGAGGAUGCAUACUGACGCAAAAAUUGGAACUUCCGACUUUAGAUCAAAGUGGAGCGACG